This is a messenger RNA of Coffea arabica (coffee), 2328 nucleotides long. NCBI's taxonomy places the organism in Eukaryota, Viridiplantae, Streptophyta, Magnoliopsida, Gentianales, Rubiaceae. The record is from RefSeq and is a predicted model, not a curated record.
AUGGAUACCAGUACUGGUACGGGUAGUAAUUCACAAUCUUCGACUGCUGGAGCUGUCAAUAGUGAACAAUCAGCCAGUCAAAAUCAUAGACAAAAGUCUGAUAUAGCAUGGAAAUAUUGUUCAGUAGGUGUGAAUAGUCAAGGAAGAAGAACUUUGACAUGUGGGAGAACAAGGCAGUGGAAAUAUUGUUCAGUAGGUGUGAAUAGUCAAGGAAGAAGAACUUUGACAUGUGGGUAUUGUUUUAAAGUAAUUGCUGGUGGUGGCAUUCAUCGAAUGAAACAACAUUUGGCAGGAGAACAAGGCAGCAUUGUUCCAUGUUCAAAGGUUGACCCGACAGUUAGACAUGCUAUUUUAGCAUCUAUGAAGGAGAAGGAGCAGAAAUCUAAAGAAACAAAAGGUGAUUUUGGGGUGGAAAAUCCAUUCGGCCACACUACUCAUUCAUUUGAUGGCGAUGAAGUUUUGGAGAUUCCUUCUUCUUUAGCAAAUAAGAUGGGUUCAUCUAGUAAAAGAAAGAGAAAGGUCACUGCAUCAACAGGUAUUCGUGCUUUUUUUAAAGGUGGAUGUGAUACUUCUCAACCAACCAUUAAAGCUUGUUUGCAAAGUAAGGAAAAAUGGAAAAAUACGGACAUGGCUAUUGCUCUUUGGUUUUAUGAUGCUUGCAUUCCUAUAAAUGCUGUUAAUUCUCCAUUUUUUCAAAAAGCUAUUGAUCAAAUAGCAUCAAUGGGUCAUGGUUACAAAAGUCCAUUCUAUCAUUCUUUGAGAGUUAAUUUGUUGCGAAAUGCCAAGAGAGAUGUGAAAUUGGUUGUUGAUUCUUUUAGAAGCACUUGGACAGAAACUGGUUGCACUAUAAUGGGUGAUGGAUGGAAAGACACUAGGCAAAGACCAUUGAUUAAUUUUUUGGUUUAUUGUCCUAAGGGUAUUUCGUUCAUUAAAUCUGUGGAUGCAUCUGAUAUUGUAACAAGUGCAGAAAAUUUGUGCAAUUUAUUUGCUGAAAUUGUUGAGAUGGUUGGUUCAAAUAAUGUGGUGCACUUAGUUACUGAUAAUGCUAGCAAUUAUAAAGCUGCUGGGUCUUUGUUAAGUGAAAGAUAUCCGAACAUUUGUUGGUCACCGUGUGCUGCACACUGCAUCAAUUUGAUUUUGAAAGACAUUGGUGAAAUGAAUGAUGUAAAAGCUAUAGUGUCUCUUGCUUCAACGGUGACUGUUUUUAUUUACAAUCAUAAGUUCACUUUGAAUUGGUUAAGAAAGACUACAGGGUGGAAAGAAAUUAUUCGUCCAGGUGAAACUCGAUUUGCAACUACCUUUAUUGCAUUAAAAAGUUUGCAUGAUCAUAAGGAUAGUUUGCAAUCUUUGGUUACUAGUGGGGAUUACAAACAAUUUCUGAGAAUAGAAAAAGGAAAAGAUGUGAAGCAAAUCGUUUUGGAUGAAAGGUUUUGGAAUAACUGUUUGAUUAUGGUGAGAAUAAUGGGUCCUAUCAUUCGUUUAUUGCGUAUUUGUGACACUGAUGAAAGGCCUUCAUUGGGUUAUGUUUAUGAAGGCAUGUUUAGAGCAAUAAAUGGCAUCAAAAGGCUGUUUAGAAAUAAAGAGAGAUUGUACAAGCCUUAUAUUGACAUCAUCAGUGACAGGUGGGAUAGAAUGUUGAGAAAAAAUCUACAUGCUGUCGCUUAUUAUUUGAAUCCUGCUUUUCAAUAUGAGAGUGCCACAUUUUGUACACAUCCAGAGGUUAUAAAUGGCUUGCUUGAUUAUAUUGAAACAAAAGUGGAUUGGUGCAACCCUGAAAAAUUAUCGCAAGAGAUUGGAAUGUAUCGGGAAAGACAAGGGAGUUUUGGGCGCAAACUUGCUAUUCUUACUAGCAAAUUUGAUCGGCCAGAAAAUUGGUGGAAGUUAUAUGGUUGUGAUACUCCGAAUUUGCAAAAGCUUGCAAUUAGAAUUUUGAGUCAAACUGCUUCUUCUUCUGGGUGUGAACGUAAUUGGAGCGUUUUUGAACGCAUUCACACUAAAAAAAGGAAUAGGUUGGAGCACCAAAGACUUAAUGAUCUUGUAUAUGUGCACUACAAUUUGCGUUUGCAACAUAGGUUUGAUCACCGAAAGAGAUCUUAUGAUCCCAUUGAUUAUGAAUCUAUUGAUAAAACGGAAUUUUGGGUCAUAGAAGAAGAACAAGAUGGCGAGCUUAAUUGUGAUGAAUUGGAGGAAGAACUCGAAGAACUUCCUAAAGAUGAUUCUCAACUAGUUGAAGAUGAUGAAAGUGAAGUUGGGGAAGAUAAUGAUAUUGAUUUGGAAGCAUUUCAGCGUAGGCGCCUUUUGGAUGAUGAUGAAGAUAAUGAUUGGUAA